UUAGCGUAGUAAUCGGAUUGGCGCUGCAAGCGCUUCCGCUUCGCGCUGACGUUCUCUGAUUUCACGUUUCUCUUAGCAAAAUGGCUCCCAAACCUAAGCCAACGGAAAAAGCAGGUAAGCCUGCAGAGAAGAAGACAGAGAAAAAGGCGGAAAAGAAGCCAGCUGCUGCGGCUUCUACUUCUAAAGUGACAAAACCUGCAGCUAAGCCUGCAACAGCGAAGAAACCAGCGGCUGCCAAGCCAGCAAGCGCUGCCAAACCUGCUGCAAGCAAGCCUGCAAGUAAACCUGUCCUCAAGCUUGCCAGUAAACCGUUGAUCAGUAAACCGAAGAAGAAUGUUCAGGCUACUAAAAAGAUUUCAAAGGGUGGAAAAUCAGCAGCUCCUCUACAAAAAGCUCUUAAGGCGCAGAAAAAGAUCUUGAAGGGAGUACAUGGAUCUAGGGUACGGAAGAUUAGAACGUCAGUGCAUUUCCACAGACCCAAGACUUUCAGACCACCAAGAAAUCCGAAAUACCCACGUAAAUCUGUGCCAAACAGAAAUCGCAUGGAUGCUUUCAAUAUAAUAAAAUUCCCACUCACGACGGAAGCGGCGAUGAAGAAGAUCGAAGACAACAACACUCUAGUCUUCAUCGUGCAUACAAGCGCCAACAAAUAUCACAUCAAGGCGUCGAUCAAGAAACUUUAUGAUGUCGAUGUAGCAAAGGUGAACACUUUGAUGAGGCCGGAUGGCAAGAAGAAGGCAUAUGUGCGUUUGACACGUGACUACGAUGCGCUAGACGUCGCCAACAAGAUCGGCAUCAUAUAAUUUCUAUCUCUU
This is a messenger RNA of Camponotus floridanus (Florida carpenter ant), 815 nucleotides long. It is a transcript of the gene RpL23A, whose product is annotated as 60S ribosomal protein L23a. Gene Ontology annotation, cellular component: cytosolic large ribosomal subunit; ribosome. Gene Ontology annotation, biological process: ribosomal large subunit assembly; translation. Lineage: Eukaryota; Metazoa; Arthropoda; Insecta; Hymenoptera; Formicidae. The coding region runs from base 81 to 803 and encodes 240 amino acids. The transcript has 4 exons. Gene Ontology annotation, molecular function: rRNA binding; structural constituent of ribosome. The record is from RefSeq and is a predicted model, not a curated record.